AUGUCGAUCAAAUCUCAUCAGGCCCCAUUCCUGCGCCACCGUCUGGGAGGCUGGCUCCCGGCAGAGCACGAGCAUCUGAUCAAAUGGACAAGACAGCUUGUGCAGAAGGUCGAGGAGAACCCGCAGCCUCUCAAUUGCACGCUGCAACAGUUCAAGGAUUUCAUCGAGGGCGACCCAACAGUGCGGCAGCUUUUCACCCUCAUGUUUGAACAGGUCCCAGCUACCCCGCCGUACAAUGAAGACCCAACAGGCCAGCCUGAAAUUCGCAGCUAUGACAAAAUGCUGGAGGUCCUGAACUACCUGAUGACCAUGGGGCCGCAUUGGAUAUACAACACGGCCGGCCAGAAAGGUCUGAUUGGAUUUCCAAUCAACGCCGUCUUGGACUGGCCAAUGGGAACUGCGGCCGGAUACGCCGCUUUCCUUCGCCAGGAUGUCAACGCGCAGUUCCGGAAUGUACUGGAGGCCUGGGGCCAUUACCUUGCCUCGCCGGAUUCGGUGUCAGUGCUCAGCAGUGACCCAGAUGGCUGGUUCAGCCCUAAAGCUCUAGAUGUCAUGGCCCAGGUCGCCAGUGAGGCCGACCCCAAGAACCCUGUCACAUUCGACCAGGCUUUCGUGUGUGAUCCGACUAAGCCUGCCCAUGGCUACCAAUCUUGGGACGACUUCUUCACAAGAAGAUUCAAUCCGGGGAUCCGGCGGAUCUGCCUCCCAGAGGUUGCGACCGUCAUUGCCAAUGCAUGUGAAUCAACCCCAUACCGCAUUUCCCACAACGUCAAGGCCUUGGACAAGUUCUGGAUCAAGGAGCAACCAUACAGCCUCAAAGACAUGCUGGGCGGAGACCCGCUCAGCGAUCAAUUCGUCAAUGGCACAAUAUACCAAGCCUUCUUGUCCGCCUUGAGUUACCAUCGCUGGCACGCGCCGGUCUCAGGCACAGUCGAGAAGAUUGUACAUCUGCCAGGCACAUACUAUGCGGAGAACUAUUGGGAAGGGUUCGCCAAUCCCAAUAUCAAGGUUGGCCCCGACCCAGCUGCACCAAACAACUCACAAGGAUAUAUCUGUGAAGUUGCCACGCGGGUUGUGGUCUUCAUUCGUGCAGAUGAACCGGCUAUUGGGCUCAUGGCGUUCCUGGCCGUUGGAAUGGCCGAAGUCAGUAGCUGCGAGGUCUUCGUCAAGGAGGGCCAGUCCAUCAAGAAAGGAAGUGAAAUCGGAACGUUUCAUUUCGGGGGCAGCACCCAUUGUCUCAUCUUUGGUCCGCAGACGAGAAUCGCGUUUGUGCCCCAGGAACCGUUCGAAGACACCAAUGUACCUGUCAACUCUGCAAUUGCGGUGGUGAGCAAGCCAGGCGAGCAAGAGAUUGAUCGGAUCAGAAUGCUUCAAAGCCUGUGA
Molecule: messenger RNA, 1383 nt
Organism: Capronia epimyces CBS 606.96
Lineage: Eukaryota; Fungi; Ascomycota; Eurotiomycetes; Chaetothyriales; Herpotrichiellaceae
Exons: 2
Coding region: 1-1383 (460 amino acids)
Biological process (GO): phosphatidylethanolamine biosynthetic process
Cellular component (GO): mitochondrion
Molecular function (GO): phosphatidylserine decarboxylase activity
Source: RefSeq, a predicted model, not a curated record